AUGGAAACAAACAUUUCACCAACAACUUUAGGUUACAAUAGAGAUUCUUCUUCUUCUUCACCAAUUCCACCUCAAACAACUCCACCUCAAACUAACACAAACACAUUAGUCUUCAACAAUCUUCAUCCAGAUCCAGAUCUAAUUGUUACAACAAGCACUUCUACUACUCCAAUAACACCACAACAGGCAACAACAACAACAGCAGCAACAACAACAACAAAAAUAUAUUACCGAGAAUGUCUGAGAAACCACGCGGCAAGCAUGGGAAGCUACGUGGUAGAUGGAUGUGGCGAGUUUAUGCCAAGCGGUGAAGAAGGUUCCCCACAAUCAUUCAAAUGUGCUGCUUGUGAUUGUCAUAGAAACUUUCAUCGAAAACAUGUUCAAUUACCACAGCAACAACAACAAGAACAACAACAGCAACAACAUCAACAACAAACGCAACAUGUUGUUAAUAACGGUCACGUUCAGUUUAACACACCUUCUUCUUCAUCUCAAAGAUUCUCACACCCAACUACUUCCGGACAUGUUCCACCUUUGAUGAUGACUUUUGGAUCAGGUCCAGCUGAAUCAUCAAGUGAAGAUCUCAACAUGUUGGGUGCACAAGUUUCAAUACAAACGCAGCAGCAACAAGGUUCUAAGAAGAGGAUAAGGACGAAAUUCUCACAGCUUCAAAAGGAUAAGAUGAUGGAGUUUGCUCAAAAGAUUGGGUGGAAGAUCCAGAAACAUGAUGAACAAGAAGUUCAACAGUUUUGUUCUCAAUUUGGUAUCAAAAGACAGGUCUUCAAAGUUUGGAUGCAUAAUAAUAAACAAGCUAUGAAAAAAACAGGAAAUGUAAGCUUAGUUUAG
Messenger RNA from Vicia faba (fava bean), 846 nucleotides. NCBI's taxonomy places the organism in Eukaryota, Viridiplantae, Streptophyta, Magnoliopsida, Fabales, Fabaceae. The record is from the annotation of a GenBank genome assembly.